Strongylocentrotus purpuratus (purple sea urchin) is the source of this 1742-nucleotide messenger RNA. RefSeq names its product solute carrier family 35 member E1. Gene Ontology annotation, molecular function: antiporter activity. Lineage: Eukaryota; Metazoa; Echinodermata; Echinoidea; Camarodonta; Strongylocentrotidae. Gene Ontology annotation, cellular component: Golgi apparatus. The record is from RefSeq and is a predicted model, not a curated record. The transcript has 6 exons. The coding region runs from base 194 to 1228 and encodes 344 amino acids.
CACACUUGUACGUAGACGUACCGGUACCGGUAGAGAUUUGUUUGUUGUUGAUGCAUGCCACGUACGUUGAGAACUUUCCACGAAAAAUGCCUACGUAGCUAUACAGACUCGUGCGCCGUAACUCCUGGCGAAUAACGCUUCACCGUUCCGCUAAAGGAGGGAGCUAGAGCUAGCUCCAAAGACACCGGUCAACAUGUCGGCGGGGAAGGACAAUUAUCGUGAAGCCAGUCGGCUGUUGUUUCUUUGUGUCAUGUGGUAUUUAAGCAGCUUGGGACAGAAUGUCAUCAAUAAACAUCUAUUCACGGAAUUUCCUUAUCCAACGACUGUUUCAAUGUGUCAUAUGCUGGCAGUUGCGAUACUUUUGGAGCCGGUUUUGAGACUCUGGAAUGUGCCGGCUCCGGAAGUCAUUGACAGAAGACAUUUCUUCAUUUUGGUUUUACCUCUUGCAUUCGGAAAGUUUUUUUCAUCAGUUUCAGCAGAAUUUAGUAUUCUUAAAGUUUCAGUAUCUUUUGCACAUACUGUGAAAGCCACAAUGCCAAUAUUUACAGUAUUUUUAUCACGGCUGGUCCUAGGAGAAAAACAAACAACAAAGGUAUAUUUAGCAUUAGUUCCCAUCAUCUGUGGUGUGAUGAUUGCGACCUUGACUGAACUCUCUUUUGAUAUGUUUGGUCUCAUCGCCGCUCUGACUUCCACCAUUACCUUCGCCCUCCAGAAUGUAUACUCGAAAAAGGCUCUUCGAGACCUAAAGAUCCACCAUCUAAGGCUGCUGCUGAUGUUGGGCCAGAUAGGGUCUCUCAUGCUGCUGCCUAUAUGGUGUUUCUUGGACUUCAGAAGAAUCAUUGUAGAUAGAAAAGUGCUUACAACUAUCAGCUGGUCAUACACCCUCACCCUCCUGUUCUUCAGUGGUCUUCUCAACUUCUUCCAGAACAUCUUUGCGUUCAGCGUCCUCAACCUGGUGACUCCUCUGAGCUACUCCAUCGCCAAUGCUUCCAAGAGGAUCUUUGUGGUUCUCAUGUCACUCAUAAUGCUUAAGAAUCCAGUCACGCCCCUCAACGUCAUCGGUAUGACAACGGCCCUGCUUGGAGUCACAUGUUACAAUCUGGCGAAGUUUGACCAGACCCGGUCCAAGAACGUCCUGCCGAUGGUGAACUCUGACCUUGUAGAUGGGCGCAUCUUGACGGAGCAUGAGAAGGCCAACGGGCACGCCAAGGCCUAUCAUGAUGUAUGACGCCAACUGAGAAGGGGUAUCAGCCCUACCUUCAGAGUCGGACGCAACAACGAAGCCAGGAUAUAUGAUGUGUGAUCCAUGAUGUGUGAUCUCUUGUGAGUGAGCCUGAAACUUAGCAUAUGAUGUACAGUCCAGUUUAAAUGCCCUGUAAAUUUACACAAUUUUCAGGUGUGUGCCCCUCCCCCCCCCCCCAUCCCCCCUUUGAAUGGCCAAAAAAAAAUACAGAAAAGGUAGACAAGGAACCAGAGAAAGAGAGUGCAGAAAAGGAUGAGAAAGAAGAUAAUAGGACCCUGAUCUGUCUAAGGGGCCGUUUUCGUAAUGUAAUCAAAUUCAAUGUACAAAUCUUUGUUAAGUGCCCCAUUACAAAUUAUUUCAUUUACCUGUUACAAAAAAUUGUAUUUCAACAGUCAGAAUGCAAAUUGCAUACUGAGGUAGGACAAGCCAUAAUGUUUGUCCCACCUAGCAACAAUCAAUGCAUGUUAUUCGCAUUCUGACUGUUGAAAUACAAUUAUUC